Messenger RNA from Cylicocyclus nassatus, 290 nucleotides. Lineage: Eukaryota; Metazoa; Nematoda; Chromadorea; Rhabditida; Strongylidae. The record is from the annotation of a GenBank genome assembly.
UUAAUACUGACUAAUCGCUCACAAAUAGUCAAGAAACCGGCCAAAAAAAGAAGGGACCUCAACAUGGAAACAGAUCUCAGCGUGGACGUUAUCGUGCUACCAUUCGAUGAUAAAACAGUUGCUGGAGGAAACUUGAGAAUUCCCAACGUUUGCUUCUCAAGGACAGCGUCUAUACUCUUGAUCGUUGCUUUCCUGCUCACAACUGCACUGAGCGGCUCGGUAGCUUUCAUUAUUGCAAGACAAUCAUCCAGUUUUAAAGAAAACAUCGAUGCAUUUCACUGAUGCCUGCU